GAGUAACUUUGUGUUAUUACAUUCCUAAAACUCUAACUGCACUUAAAAACCAAAGAUCCUUUAGAAAAGAACAACUCUUUUCUAGAAAAUUUUGUUUCAAGAUUGCACCACUACCAUUUUCAGCCGGUAUUGAAAAAUAUGCAUAUUAUGCACUUAAGAUCUCUAACGACAAUCCACCCAAACAAAUGGUCAUGAAACAGUAUUUUAAAACAGCAUCAGUGAAUCCUUUCGAAAAGUAUCUUGAAGCUGUUGAAAUUUCUGCGGUGACAACCUACCUUUGUAGAAGAUUUAAUAUAAUUGCAAAAAGAAAGGAUAUUUGUCCCGUAAAUUUCCUUGGUGUAGAUCUUGUGCGUGUCGCUAUGCCUGGUGGUACUCAAUAUUAUACUGUAGAACCAGAACUUCAAAACGCAACGUUUAAGCGGUUUAAUACAAAUAGUGGAAUAAUUGUAGAUUUCCAUCCUACUCUUGAGGCAUUUGCUCAUUUUACAUAUGAACAUACCCGAGGAUAUUUAGUAGUUUGUGAUCUUCAAGGUGUUGAACUUUCUGGCGAGUUCUUAUUAACUGAUCCGGCGAUACACUGUAUUGAUAAUUUAAGAUUUGGGCGUACAAAUUUAGGCCGUGAAGGAAUUGAUAAGUGUUUCUUGGCAAAUCAUGAGUGUAAUGAAAUUUGUAAGAAGUUAAGAUUGAAGCUUAGAUCCAA
Messenger RNA from Cetraspora pellucida, 700 nucleotides. NCBI's taxonomy places the organism in Eukaryota, Fungi, Glomeromycota, Glomeromycetes, Diversisporales, Gigasporaceae. The record is from the annotation of a GenBank genome assembly.